AUGACAUUCAAUCAACCGGGUUGUAUAAAGGAUGAUACUCUAUCACUAGGUUGUAUAAAGGAUGAUACUCUAUCACUAGGAUGUAUAAAGGAUAUUCUAUCACUAAGUUGUAUAAAGGAUUAUAUUCUAUCUCUAGGUUGCAUAAAGGAUGAUAUUAUACCACUAGAUUGUAUAAAAGUUGAUAUUCUAUCACUAGGAUGUAUAAAGGAUGAUAUUCUACCACUAGAUUGUACAAAGCGCAAUAUUCUAUCACUAGGUUGUAUAAAAGAUGACAUUCAAUCACCAGGUUGUAUAAAGGAUGAUACUCUAUCACUAGGAUGUAUAAAGGAUAUUCUAUCACUAAGUUGUAUAAAGGAUUAUAUUCUAUCUCUAGGCUGUAUAAAGGGUAAUAUUCUAUCACUAGGUUGUAUAAAGGAUAUUCUAUCACUAGGUUGUAUAAAGGAUGAUAUAUCACUAGGUUGUAUAAAGGAUGAUAUUAUACCACUAGAUUGUAUAAAAGUUGAUAUUCUAUCACUAGGCUGUAUAAAGGAUGACAUUCCAUCACAAGGUUGUAUAAAGGAUGAUAGUAUAUCACUAGGUUGUAUAAAGGAUGAUAUUCUAUCGCUAGAUCGUAUAAAGGAUGAUAAUCUAUCACCAGGUUGUAUAAAGGAUGAUUUUCUAUAA
This is a messenger RNA of Lottia gigantea (owl limpet), 663 nucleotides long. RefSeq lists its product as hypothetical. Bases 1 to 663 code for a protein of 220 amino acids. NCBI's taxonomy places the organism in Eukaryota, Metazoa, Mollusca, Gastropoda, Lottiidae. The record is from RefSeq and is a predicted model, not a curated record. The transcript has a single exon.